AUGUCCAAGUUAAAAUGGGUUCUUAGAAAGCUCGAGGUCGAGAACGAGCCUGGCCUUAGCAAUGCGCAGUUAAUGUUGACCAACACUGAUCUCCGGCCAGUGGACCCUGAGCGCCGCCAAUGGAGGUGGCUGAACUAUAUCGCCUUCUGGAUUGCCGAUUCAUUGAACAUUAACACAUGGAUGAUCUCCUCGUCAAUGAUCGUCGACGGUCUCUCCUGGUGGCAAUCCUGGCUCUGCGUCUGGGUGGGAUACCUCGUGGCUGCAGCAUUCGUCUGUCUAACAGGUCGCAUCGGAGCCGUGUACCACAUUUCUUUCCCAGUCACUGCGCGCGCCUCAUUCGGAAUCUGGGGUUCUUUCUGGCCCGUCUUGAACAGAGUGGUUAUGGCAAUUAUCUGGUAUGGAGUACAAAGUUAUAUCGGAGGCGAGUGCGUCACCCUAAUGAUCGAAGCAAUCUGGCCCAGCUACCGAAAUCUGCACAAUAGCCUCUCAGCCAGCGCAGGCGUCGACACAAAGAACUUCCUUAGUUUCUUCCUCUUCUGGCUGCUCUCCCUCCCAGCCCUAUGGUUCCCAGUCCACAAAGUGCGCCACCUCUUCACCGUUAAAGCGAUCUACUCCCCCAUCGCGGCAAUCGCCUUCUUCGGCUGGGCCAUCUCCCGCGCCAACGGCCUCGGCCCAAUCAUCCACCAGCCCAACACCGUCCACGGCACCGAGUUCCGCUGGGCAAUGGUCAAGGGGAUCAUGUCUUGUAUCGGUAACUUCGCCGCGCUGAUCAUGAAUGAUCCUGAUUUCUCGCGUUUUGCGCGUACACCCAAGGAUGCACUUUGGUCUCAGCUUUUUACUAUCCCUAUUGGAUUUGGUGUUACUUCAUUCAUCGGAAUUAUCGUCUCGUCUUCGUCGUCGGUUAUCUUCAAUGAUGGUUAUACCUGGAACCCACUCGACCUCCUGGGUAAAUUUCUCGACGGUGCCAGUUCCGGUCAGCGAUUCGGUAUCUUCGUCAUCGCUACUGGGUUCGCCCUCGCACAGCUGGGAACGAAUAUCUCGGCUAACUCCGUGUCCGCUGGAACGGAUUUGACUGCUCUCAUGCCGAGAUACCUGAAUAUUCGUCGCGGAAGUUAUAUCUGUGCCGCUGUUGGUCUGGCUAUGUGCCCAUGGAACCUAGUCUCAACCUCAAACAACUUCACAACCUACCUCUCAGCCUACUCCCUCUUCCUAUCCGCAAUCGCAGGCGUGAUGAUCUGCGACUAUUACAUCGUCCGAAAAGGCUACCUAAACAUCAGAGCCCUCUACAGCGCCCGCAAAAUAGACGCAUACUACUACGACUUUGGUUUCAGCUGGCGUGCGUAUGCCGCAUAUCUGAGCGGUAUUAUGGUGAAUAUUGUCGGCUUUGCUGGUGCUGUUGGACGGGACGUUCCUGUUGGCGCGCAGUAUAUCUAUAACGUUAAUUAUUUCUCCGGUGUAAUUGUUUCGGGUGUUGUUUAUUUCGGGCUUACCUGGUUUUGGCCUGUUGCUGAGACUAGUGACCGCUGGAAUGAGGUUGAUGUUGAUGAGGUUCUCGGGCUUGAUGUUGAUUAUGGACGGGAUCCCGAGGAUCUUGAGGGGAUGGGUGGUGAGAGGGAUGGAGAUUUGAAAGGGGAUCAGAAGGUUAGGGCUUCUUCUUAUAAGAUUUGA
Messenger RNA from Penicillium antarcticum, 1668 nucleotides. RefSeq names its product nucleobase cation symporter-1 family protein. Gene Ontology annotation, cellular component: plasma membrane. Bases 1 to 1668 code for a protein of 555 amino acids. Lineage: Eukaryota; Fungi; Ascomycota; Eurotiomycetes; Eurotiales; Aspergillaceae. The transcript has 5 exons. Gene Ontology annotation, biological process: transmembrane transport; nucleobase transport. The record is from RefSeq and is a predicted model, not a curated record. Gene Ontology annotation, molecular function: nucleobase transmembrane transporter activity.